This is a messenger RNA of Sitodiplosis mosellana (orange wheat blossom midge), 2165 nucleotides long. RefSeq names its product BTB/POZ domain-containing adapter for CUL3-mediated RhoA degradation protein 3. Lineage: Eukaryota; Metazoa; Arthropoda; Insecta; Diptera; Cecidomyiidae. The transcript is spliced from 3 exons. The record is from RefSeq and is a predicted model, not a curated record. Gene Ontology annotation, molecular function: protein binding. The coding region runs from base 304 to 1203 and encodes 299 amino acids. Gene Ontology annotation, biological process: protein homooligomerization.
AGUCUCUCUCGCUAUCCCUCUAUGAACGAUUUGUAAAAAUUGUGCAAACAAAAAAGCCAAAUGUCAAUAUUGAUUGUACGGAAGAGUAAAAAAAAGUCUUACAUCUUGUGAAUAGAGACUUGAAACGCCCAGCUGACUUUCAAAUUGAAACACUGAAAAGCGAUAUCAAAGACACUGAAAAAAACGAAAAUAUCUUGUUAUAAGUUAUUUGAAAUUCAAUUAAGCCACUUUACGUUUUGUCAUACAGCUAAAACAAAGGAAGAUUUGUAAGCGAUAGGCAAGUGAAUUUCAAUAGCAAGUGCAAUGUCUGGUGAUCACAAAACAAUCAUCAAUGGAAAUCCAUCACAAUAUGUUAAAUUAAAUGUUGGUGGUCAUUUAUUUCAUACCACAAUCGCGACGCUGACUGCAAAGCCCGACACAAUGCUUCAAGCAAUGUUUAGUGGCCGAAUGGAAGUGCUCACCGAUUCUGAGGGAUGGAUAAUGAUUGAUAGAUGUGGAACACAUUUCGGUACAAUCAUGAAUUAUUUGCGAGAUGGUAGCGUGCCACUGCCUGAGACGCCGAAAGGUGUUGCAGAAUUGCUGGCCGAGGCGAAAUACUAUUGUAUCAUAGAGUUGGCCGACUCCUGCGAACGUGCAUUGAUGAAAAAAGAACCAGAGCCAAUCUGUCGCAUUCCAUUGAUAACGUCGCAAAAAGAGGAGCAAUGCUUAAUUGGCACAUCGACCAAGCCUGUUGUCAAAUUGCUGAUUAAUCGACAUAAUAAUAAAUACUCAUACACUCACACCUCUGAUGACAAUCUGUUGAAAAACAUCGAACUUUUUGAUAAACUAUCGCUGCGUUUUAGUGGCCGAAUUCUUUUUAUUAAGGAUGUGAUUGGUUCGAAUGAAAUAUGCUGUUGGUCAUUUUAUGGCAACGGACGCAAAGUGGCCGAAGUGUGUUGCACAUCAAUCGUUUAUGCCACCGAUAAAAAGCACACAAAAGUGGAAUUUCCCGAGGCACGAAUCUAUGAGGAGACGCUGCAAGUGUUAUUGUACGAAGAUCGAAAUGCACCCGAUCAAGAUUUACUUCAGGCAACAUCAAGCUAUAAACAAGUUGGUGGUGGUGGUGGCGCUGUCGGCGGCAUUUCAACUUAUACCAGCGAUGAAGAAGAAGAACGAUCGGGUUUGGCGCGGCUACGGCUAAAUAAACAAAAUACGGGCACAUGAUUCACACGGCAACUAAGCAAUAGCUUUCGAAAAGGAUUUUUACCAAAGAAAAAAUCACACUAAAUUAUUCCACAAUGAGAACAUUGAAUUUAAGAAAAACCAAAAAAGGUCUAAAUCGCACUCGAGACACAAAUACACUCAGACUCAUUUGAUGAAUAUUCGUUGGAGUACGCGUGCAAGCGACGAAAAUCAAUGGAUUCAAUUAUAUUACAUAUAUUGUUUUGUAUGGAUAGAAAAAAGACAUUGCGGUCUUAUUAUGUGAUUUAUUUUCCUUUUUCUUUUUGUAAUUCCCUGUUCUGUGUGAACGCAUUUAAUAUUUCUUCCAAUGUCUGGUUGGUCAGUUUCCUAUAAUUUCUUCGUCUAUUUUUUCUUCAGUCCGUAGUACUAAACUGAUUACAUCGGCAUAUGAAUGCAUCAAUAAUUUUUCUUCUGAAUAAGUUUAAAAAAAAACCUAAUUUACGCCAGUAUAAAUCGAAGUUAAAACUCACAAACGCAUUCAUCUCAGGUCGAACAAAAUUUUAUUACUCAGCAAAAUUAAACUUUCGGCGAAAAUACGAGAGAAAUGUGACAUUUUGUGACACUGCCAAAAACCGUGUGUUGUUAAUUGAUAACAUAUUUUUUUUUGCUAAAAAAUAUUUUUUUUAACGGAAAUAAAUAUUUACCAUCAUCGAUUGUACCCAACGAUAUGAUGUUUCAAACAAACGAAAUUACAAGAGACACAAUCGCAUGGAUAAUUUUUAUCAAAUAUGAAAAUAUUGACAAGGUCUAAAAUUAGUAUAAAAUAUAUGUAUUUCCAUUGUAUUUAAUGAUAUAUUUGGUAAGAAGUUUCUUUCCAAUAGAUUGUGUAACACGUAAAGGGAAAAUGCAGCAAAAUUGUUGCGACAGGCAUAUACAUGGCAAAUGAUGAUUUGACUGACAAUUGUUUGUUUAUUGAAUAAACACGAAUAAAAUGUUGAAAUGAA